AUGGCGCGCGGAUCGCUGGUCAAGUGUUUCACCGGUCUCUUGACGUUGCAAAGUGCCUUGGGUACUCCCGUCAAGAGUGGGGAAUCAUGGUCGUCAGACUACCCUUCCAAGCCCAUUCUGAAGGAGGGCGAGUUGGGUGCUGUCGCCUCGGAGAGUGAUAUCUGCAGUCAUAUCGGUAUUGAGUUAUUGAAGUUGGGUGGAAAUGCCGCAGAUGCUAUGGUCGGUACUGUAGCAUGUGUAGGCGUGGUCGGCAUGUACCAUUCUGGUAUUGGCGGAGGGGGUUUCAUGCUUGUGCGUGCACCAAAUGGGACAUAUGAGUUUAUCGACUUCCGCGAGACAGCACCAGCCGCUGCAUUUGAAGACAUGUACAAGAACAAUGAGGACGCCAGCAUCAAUGGCGGUCUCGCUUCUGGAGUGCCAGGUGAAUUGCGUGGCCUUCAACAUCUUCACGAGAAUUAUGGUGUCUUGCCAUGGGCCACUGUGCUCACUCCAGCUGUAAAAGUGGCCAGAAAUGGCUGGCGAGUGAACGAAGACCUGGUCAAGUACAUGGCCUCUGCCACCUCAUCGUCCAACUUCUUGGUCGAUGACGUCGAGUUUGCCCUUGAUUUUGCGCCGAAAGGACGUCUACUCAAGCUCAACGAGACCAUUACGCGAAAACGUUAUGCCGACACGCUCGAGACCAUUGCAAAGGACGGUCCAGAUGCAUUCUACAGUGGUCCUAUUGCAGAAGCCACCAUCCGGGCACUUCAAGCUGCCAACGGAACCAUGACCCUCGAUGACCUCUCCAAUUACACUGUCGCCAUUCGCAAGCCAUCUACCAUAAACUACCGCGACUACAAGCUCACAGCCUGUAGUGCACCCUCAGGAGGAGAGGUCGCCCUCGCCACACUUAAGAUUAUGGAAGGCUAUUCCGAAGUCGGCAACCCAGAAAACAUCAACCUAACUACCCACCGCCUUGACGAGAGUAUGAGAUUCGCCUACGGCAUGCGCGCUGAACUAGGCGACCCCCUGUUCCUCGACGGCAUAGAUGCAUAUCAAGAGCAAAUGCUCUCUGAAGCUACAGCUAAAGAGAUCCGCUCCAAGAUUUCCGACACAAAGACUUUCGACGUGGCCUACUACGACCCCGCUGGUCUCGAAUCCCUUGAAACACCCGGAACUAGUCAUAUUGUAACUGCAGACAAGAGCGGCAUGGCCGUCACACUAACGACAACGGUGAACCUACUCUUUGGAAGCAAGCUUGUCGUCCCAGAAACUGGUGUGAUCAUGAACAAUGAGAUGAACGACUUCAGUAUCCCGAACACGACAAAUGCUUUUGGAUACAUUCCGUCGCCUGCGAACUUCAUUCGCCCCGGAAAACGCCCUCUUUCAUCCAUCUCCCCUGUAAUCGUUGAACAUCUAAACUCGUCAUCCAUCGCGAGCGCUUUCUACGUCGCUAUUGGUGCUGCGGGUGGCAGUCGUAUCAUCACAGCUACCAUCCAGAACCUGAUCCAUAUCUUGGAUGGAAAGCUGACAACGGCAGAGGCGCUAGCUGAACCGAGAAUUCAUGAUCAGUUGGUGCCUGCCCAAGUGAGCUUUGAGUAUGGAUUCAACAAUGGAACCACGGCUUUCUUGAAGGAGCUGGGAAGUAAUGUUACCUGGGUCGCGCCUGGUUCAAGUACAGCACAGGGUUUGAGACGCUUGACAAAUGGAACGUUCGAAGCUGCUGGUGAGCCUAGACAGAAGAAUAGCGGUGGAUUUGCUGUCUAG
Messenger RNA from Alternaria burnsii, 1746 nucleotides. RefSeq lists its product as uncharacterized. The transcript is spliced from 2 exons. The record is from RefSeq and is a predicted model, not a curated record. Gene Ontology annotation, molecular function: glutathione gamma-glutamate hydrolase. Lineage: Eukaryota; Fungi; Ascomycota; Dothideomycetes; Pleosporales; Pleosporaceae. Gene Ontology annotation, biological process: glutathione catabolic process. Gene Ontology annotation, cellular component: plasma membrane. The coding region runs from base 1 to 1746 and encodes 581 amino acids.